AUGUCGCAGAUUGGGCGCAGCUACGGUGCCUCGAAUGUUGAUGAGAUGAAGGCCAUCUAUGACGACUGGGCCACAUCGUACGAUAAGGAGCUCGCCGAGGCCGAGCAUGAUUACGUGGCGCCCGCUGUUGCGACCUCGCAUGUGUUGAAGAGCUUGAAUGUCAAGCGACUGGGUGAUCACGUUGAGAUUCUUGACGCUGGCUGCGGCACAGGUCUCGUUGGCGUGGAGCUUGCCAAGGUGGGCGCCAAGCACAUCGAUGGUGUCGACCUGAGUCCCGGUAUGCUUAAGGUAGCCCAGAAGCUCAGAGUAUAUCGUGCACUGGAGGCAGUCGACCUGUCACAACCUCUGGCACGAGCCAAUGCAUCGUACGACGUGGUCGUGUGCGUAGGAACAAUGACAGAGGGUCACGUCGGCCCUGCUGCCAUUGAUGAAUUUGUGAGGGUACUUAAGAAGGGUGGUUAUCUUGUCGCUACCAUUCUCUUCUCGAUUUGGGAGAAUGGCGGUUAUGAGAGACGUGUCAAGGAAUUGGUCACCGCCGGCAAGGUAGCCUUUGUGAGCGCUAAUCUCGAGGACUACCGAAGGGGCGCGGGCGUGCAGGCUCGUAUGCUUGUUCUCCAGGCUCUAUAG
Messenger RNA from Verticillium alfalfae VaMs.102, 627 nucleotides. Its product is annotated as Methyltransferase domain-containing protein. The record is from RefSeq and is a predicted model, not a curated record. Lineage: Eukaryota; Fungi; Ascomycota; Sordariomycetes; Glomerellales; Plectosphaerellaceae. The transcript has a single exon. Bases 1 to 627 code for a protein of 208 amino acids.